Molecule: messenger RNA, 5687 nt
Organism: Galleria mellonella (greater wax moth)
Lineage: Eukaryota; Metazoa; Arthropoda; Insecta; Lepidoptera; Pyralidae
Product: neuroglobin-like
Exons: 4
Coding region: 451-1032 (193 amino acids)
Molecular function (GO): oxygen binding; heme binding
Source: RefSeq, a predicted model, not a curated record
CGCGGUUAUUGUCGCAACUCGUGUAUGUGUUACCUCGCGUAAGUGUAUGAAUAUACAAAAUUGAAAGUUGUUUUUAUUGUGUUAAGUUUUACAUGCUUACGGAUUGUACUUUAAAAUAAGUAGUUCACGUGAAGGCCAGUUAGGUGAGAUAGUGAAAAUGUGACAAGAACCAUCAACUGCUUCUGUCCACAGCAUGUGUACAGUGGAUUCAACGAGAAAUUUAAAACCCAAGUGUUAGUCAAUAAAACAGUCGUGACAAAUGAAUUUUAUAUUAAUGCAUUAUAUACAUUAAUCAUUAACAAUGAUAACGUGAUAUAUAAAAAUCAUUACAAUUAAAUCGAAGUGUUCAUUAGAGUGCAGAAAAAUGACGAUGCGGUGUUAAUCGUUCAAAUCAUGUGUAUGGAACUGAAGUGACGUAAUAAAGGAAAUAAUGAAAGUAUAGUGGGAAAAAUGGGUUGCAAAUUAGGAAAGCUCGCGGCCUCUGAGCGCCAGAGAUGUGGCAACGCUGGUCCGAGCCUGGCGGAUGGACCGCCUCCGGCCACCGACCCACGACUCCCGUUGACUGCCAAGCAGAAAUACUCCAUGUUGGCCUCGUGGAAAGGAAUCUCAAGGGCGAUGGAGAAGACUGGCAUUUGUAUGUUUAUAAAGUUAUUUGAAGAGAACGAGGACCUACUAAAUAUGUUCGAGAAGUUUCGCCAAUACCGAACGAAGGAGGAACAGAUCAACUCGAUGGAGUUGGCGGAGCACGCGAACAACGUGAUGAACACGCUCGACGAGGGCAUCAAGGGUCUCGACGAUUUAGACAACUUCUUCGAGUACAUACACCAAGUUGGGGCCAGUCAUAGAAAAAUACCGGGGUUCAAAGUGGAAUAUUUUUGGAAAAUCGAGAGGCCGUUCCUUGCUGCCGUGGAGUCCACACUGGGCGACCGGUAUACGCCGAACGUGGAAAAUAUAUACAAAAUAACAAUAAAGUUUAUAUUAGAGACUCUCAUAGAGGGCUAUGAGAAGGCUGGCAACUCGAACGCGACGUGAGCUAAGUAGAAUGUAUAGUUCGAGGCAAAUUAUACAACUGGUAAACUGUUCAAGACUUUGUUAUAAGAGAAAUAGUAUCCUUAGAAACGGGUACGGCGUUACCAUUUCUUACCGGAUGAUCCGACAACGCUGGCUCGAUGUGAAAGUGGUAAUGUGGAAUUUAAUACGGUCAAUUUGAUAUAAAAACUAUAUGUAAGCAUCUAUUAAGAGUUAUAAACUUUAUAAAUGUGUAUAAAGUGAAUAUUAACGUUAUGUAUAGAACAUUUUAUUUUAUGCGCAGUAGUUCAUAGUGGUUGAACCUGAUUAUGUUCAGAAAUAAUAAUAUUAAUAAAUAUGUACCAUUAAUUAUCCGUCGAGAUAAAAUUUAUCCCGAUGGUGUUACUAUUGCUUAUUAUUAAAAAAAAAAAAAAUAAUUCAGUAAAAAUAAAAAAUAAUAGAAUGACGUCGUUAAACUAGUUUAAAAUUGUAAGUCUGUGUCUUAAUUGUGGAAUUAAAAUAUGUAUAAUUUUUAAAUAUAACACGAAUGCUUAUUAUGACGCCAACUACAUUAUUUUAUCUAUUAUUAUAAAGUUGCACUAAAUCUGUUUAUUGAAUGUUUAUAUUAAUUGUAAAUUAUAUAAUUGGGCAUUAUAUUUUAAAUUGCGUCUUCCGUGUAUAAAUGGAUAAUUUUAUCUUAUAUAUUAUAUUUGUUGAUUUAUUCAAACUUAUUGUAAUACAUUUAUAAUUUAUAGUUUAAUUUGCACAAAAUUUUGGUCACACAAAUACUUGAAGCAUAGAAAAUAUGAGGAACAUUUAGAUUUAGAUUAACAAAAAACAAAAAACUCUCACAGUAACUAUAUAUUUUUGAAAAGUUUAGGACAUUUUAUAAAUCCACUUUUUUAUAUAAGUACACUAUUUUUUUACUGUUUCUUCGUUUAUUUUAUGCAUAACUUAUACGCACAAAUAUUUUUAACAUUAACUUCUGACGUGAAUCCUGUCAAAAAGGGGGCAUUAAAUUAUAUUAAACAGUCCAAAAAAAAAUAAUAAUACAAGUAUUAUUUUUUAGACUGCUGUACUUGUAUUCAUUUUAAAACAAUAUAUUAUGUCAAAUAAUAAAUAACAAGUUGCAACACAACUAUGAACUGUAUUCCAACAUUGACAAACAUUUUAAAAAAUCAGUCCUAAAAUGUAUUUAUAAUACCUAUAUAAAUGUAAUAUUUUUAUAAUAUUUCAAAAAUUUAUAUAUAUAUAUAUUACUCUUUAAAAAUUAGCAGCAGUAUUUCCGAACCGAUACGACAUCGUAACCUUCAUAUUCCUUUUUAAGAGGCCGCCAGUGCACCUGCAAUGCUUCUGGUGUUGCGGGUGAUCAUGGGCGGCGGUAGUCACUUACCAUCAGGUGAGCCGCAUGCCCGUUUGUACCUUAUGUUAUAAAAAAAAUAGGGAUUAGAUGAAUGAUACUUAUAUAAUAUAUUAAUUAAUUCGAUUCUAUUACUGAUAAUUCUAAUAAAAAAUAUUUAUUAUUAUUUAUUAUUUAUUUUACGCUAUACAAAAUGCUUUAAUUGCAAAAUGUCCAGAUACCCAAAUUUUUUUUUAUAAUAAGAUUAUCUUUCGAAAUUGGUACUAUAAAAUGAAAUAAAAAAAGGUUCAGUUAUUAUUCAAUUAACCUUUCGUUCGGGUAAUUUUAGUUACUGUUAUUUCAAAAGUCGAGAAAGAUAAGCUUUUAUGUCUUGCCCCUGAGAAGGAAGGUUUGCUUUAAACAUUACGGAGCCUUCUGAAUCUUGGACGAUUAAGUAACGGUUUUGUUCUGUUAUUGUAACUCUGGUUCUAUUUACUGUAUGUUAAUUUAAUUGAUUGAUAAAUUUAAUUAUUCUAUAAUCUAUCAAUAUUAACCGCUCUUUGCAUAAUGGUCGAAAUUUCCAAAAAUUGAAUGCCCAAAAAUUAUAUAAAAGACCAAGUUCACUUUAAGUUGAUCGUGUCUGGAUACCUUUUUAAUGUCCAUUGCAGAAAAAAAAACAAAGCUGUGAAAUUUAUUUUUUUAAAUUAUUUUUAUUAUAUUAUUAUUUCACCAAUAAAAAAAAAACAUGUAAAGAAGGGUUAAGAACUUUUGUUAAAAAGAUUGGCUAUGUAAGCCACGUCCGAGCUCACCAACGCCAACCACAGCCUCCUGUGCAGACAAUUAAUUAUUAAAAGCGAUUGUCGUGGCUAAAAACAGUCAGGAUUCGUCAUCAUCUUCAAUAUUACAUAAUUUAUUUAAGUAAAUAUAUUAACAUACUAUUUAAAUUAAAUAGAAAUGUUGCCAUUUCUUAAAACACUAUUUUUUCUAGUAUAUCACUGGACAUCCUACAAAGUGUCCUCUAGUAUGAAAGCAAAGCUUGUGCUAUGGGCACUAAACAACUGCACUGUACUGCAGACAUAAACGCAUCCAGACCAAAAAAAAAACAGCUAUAUUUUUUUUAAUACAUUUCAUACUUUUACAAAAAAAAAAUGUACGAUAAAUUUAUAUAUGUUUAACAUAGUAUUUACCUAACAAGGACUGUGUUUAAUGUAUUAUUUUUGUCUCAAAUAGAAGGUUAAUUCAGCAUUUAUAAAUCGUCCUUUAAUGACAUAAUUGACUUUGUUAUCAAUUUUAGUAUGUUUGCAUAAAGAGUGUAGGUACAUUAACACGAAUAUAUUUCGAAUUCUGUAACAGACAUCAACAAUCUCUCGAAAUGUAAUUUGGAAAACGAUUAUUACUCGUAUUUUAUCUCUUUUUUAUAAGAAAUUCACAUCUCUCCUCUUUAAAGAGGGAAAAUGGUAAACUAACCCUCGACAGAAGCACAGUUGGGUCCAGGGCCCAGUCUAUAUGUAUACUAUAUAUAAUUUUAAAGUAUAAUUUAUAAAAAAAAAAACUUAUUGAACUCCAGUUUCUUUAACUAAUCAAAUACAGAUCUUGUGGUCAUGCUACAAGUUGAGUUAUUUUUUAUUCAUAGAAUCAAUUAGUUGGUAUUUAUUAUUGAGGAUCUAUUAAAAUAAAAAAAAAAGUGUAUAAAAAACACAGAUAUGAAUGAAGCUUUAAGUUUACUGAUCCUACAUUACAUGUUCAUUACAAUAUAAUAUAUUAAAAAGUAUUUAAAACGGCUGAUUUGGUGAUUCGUAAUACAAUUCUAAAACUGAGGGCCUACCAUGAAAUGUUUUCCGAAAUUUCGGGGACGAACGAAACAAAAAUUUGAUGUUAAAAUAACAGAAUACAUGCCGUUUAAAAUUAUUAAAAAUGUUAAUAUAUCGUCCCCCUGAACUAUUAGGAUAGGAUAUAUGGUGAACGAAAUGUUAAGCUCCAUUUACUGGGUCGAUAUCGGUACGAACAAAAACACGAACUUGAGCCCGAAACUUCGGAAUUUCAUUUCAUGGUAGACCACCUGUUUACAUAUAUUUCUAACUCAAAUUCAUAUUAAAUGACAGUUUUCUAGGCAAAUAUGUGAACCCUAAUAGCUUAGUAAAUAUUUCAAAAUGUUUACUGUAAGUAUUUAUCUAUGUAACAAAACAAUUAUUAUUAAAUUUAAUUCAUUUUAAUAGAAAUUUGUUUCAAAAACAAUCUAAUUAAACCCAUUUAAAGCCGGCAACCCUGUUAAAUAAGAAUGUUACGAUAAUUAAGUAAGAGGGCGUCCUUAUUGUUAUUCUGUUGUUACCUUGACAUUAUUUCGAAAUCAAUUCAAAUUUAUGUCAACGACAAUUACAUCGUUGUAUUUUUUAUUGGAAAUUUUACAAUAAUUUCCAAACAAUACAUAAUAUAAAGCAAGUCUUUCAACUUCCAAGACCUUUAUUUGUUAUUUGCUCCUUUCACACAAAUAAAUAUUUUAUUGAUUGUUUGGUUAAUUGAACCUUUGGCGAGUACCACGAAGAGUGGAAGUAAUAAAUUUAAUAUUUGAAUUAUUUUUAUUUCAUUAAUUUUCAUUAAUAUCACGUAUUUAAUAUAAUUUCCCCAUAUCAUAGAAAUUGAAGGGUACACAAACGUUGGAGUUAUUCUAUUUCUUAUCAAGGCCUCUUAAAUGGUAAUAUUACAUUAGUUUAUGUUGUGCUAUAUAUAAUAUAAACUGAUAAUAUACUGAAUAAAUUACUCGUUUAUUAUUAUUGUAUUAUUAUUAUAAAAUUAAUUUCUAUUACUAUAAUUAUAUAUAAUAAUAAUAAAAUAUAAUUAUGCAUAAUAUAUGCGUGAACAAAUUAUAAUUUCUUUAAUGUCUCGAAUAACCGAUUAGUUCAUUAAUUUAUGAAAUCACUAAAUUACAACAAUUAUAUUGUUAUAAUGUGAAAUUAUUUUCAUUAAUAUCUCGAAUAACACGGAUUCGUUUAUUAUAUAAUAAAAAUUAAUUUUCAUUAUCAUCGUGUAUAACGGACUUGUUCAUUAAUGUUAUUACCAAAUUACAAACAUUUUAAAUUAAUAAGUACAUAUUAUAUAUGAAAUGAAAUGAGUUUUCAUUAAUGUUCGGAACAACAGAUUCGUUCAUUAAUUUAUAUAAUUAUCAAAUUGCAAAAUUUAAAUUAUUAUAUAUUAUAUAUAUAAGUUUUUCGAGAGUGUAUAGGCGUGAGUUAAUUAUAUUCACUGUAUUUAUGAAUACGAUUUAAGAGAUGAAUGUGUUGUAAAAUGUCGUUAAGAUCUGUGUAAUAAAGUGUUACGAUGGUUUCAAAAAUAAAUAUUAUUU